AUGGUCGACGAACGAAUGACUUCAAGUUUAGUGGCCACGAAAUUCACGCCUCCUACUCGAAAUCUCAAGAACAAUCGAGACGAAUUGGACGCGACACAUGCUCUAAUGGAACGGACGUCACGUACGGCCACUAAGCGCCGACGAAGACGACGAUGUACACCAAUCGUGUUGUCCACACCAGCCACCACAGAGCAACUACGACAAUGGAUACUAGAGAACCGUAAGAACAUCUAUGGAGAGAAUUCAAUCACAGACGGUGACUUAGCUAGUACCAUAUUACGAUUAUUUGGCCUCGAAAGAGGUGGCUCGACAACCGCUCCAUCAACAACCGAAUCGACAACGCUUAGCACCGAGAUCAUUACCACCACUCCCACUACAACUACCGUUACAACCGCCGAAUCAACGACACCGCCCACAAUUCCACCAAUUCGUGAUGUGUGUCCUUUCAAUGCUGAACCGUUGAUGAUCGGUGAAGAUUUUUCGUUCUGUCGUGCAUCCGCGAUUGGUGACUGUCCGGUAGGAUAUCUUUGCGACCAGUCUUUCGUUCUGGGCAGAUCCAUCUGCUGUCGGGAUAACCGCAUCAGACCAAUGCCAAAUCGACCUGCAGUAGUUCGGCCCAGUUCACUGCGUCCGCCAUUCAGCUGGAAUACCAUUACACCCACAGCUUCCCCUAAAUGGAACGCCUUCACUACGCCCAAGAAGGCACCAUGGUACAUUAAAGAUAGGACAACUUGGCCUUCCGUGUACAACCGUGUCACCUCGGAAGCGACCUCUGCCGCAACGACAACCACUGAGGAGAUCACCACCACCACAACUACCGAGCCUAGUACUACUAUGACGGAAGAAGAAAUCGAGACCAGUACUCUGGUUCCUAGCACCACAACUAAGGCAGUGAAUCCAUGGGCAAGAGUUUGGUCAACAACAGCUACUCCACAGAACAGUGUCAGCGUCAGCGUUCUACAAGCAGGAAGUCUCCGACCCUUGAGGGAUGGCCAAUCCGAAACUGUCGGCGCUAUUACGCUCAUCAACGACAACGGAUUCUUGGUCCUGGUUGACACCGGUGCUUCAAGCGACACUGAGCGAUUGCUUCAGAGUCUGGCCAAAGAAAGCGUCACACUCGACCAAAUCAACACUGUAGUGAUCACUCAUGGCCACCCCAGUCAUAUGGGUAACAUGAACUUCUUUGCACAGAAACCUAUUCUGUUCCAUUCCAUGGAGUACAUUGGCCGACAUGUUACACCAACUGAACUUAGAGAGCGCCCAUACCGCAAGCUCUCGCCUCAUAUCGAACUGUGGAAGACUCCCGGACACACUCAACACGAUCUGACCGUACUUAUCCACGAUGUUGCCAGCUACGGCACCAUGGCUAUUGUCGGUGACCUAAUUCCCAAUGAGGCACUUAUCAGCGAGAGGCGCGAUAUAAUGGACGAAGAGGGCGUCUGGGAUUCCGCCAUCAAACGUCAGAACGCCAACUUGAUCAUCUGCAUGGCUGACUGGAUUGUACCUGGACACGGUCAACCAUUCCGUGUACUGCCGCACUACAGACAAAAAGCCGGCUGCACACGACUUUUGGCUCAGCGACACAUCGCGGUUUAA
Necator americanus (New World hookworm) is the source of this 1596-nucleotide messenger RNA. RefSeq lists its product as uncharacterized. NCBI's taxonomy places the organism in Eukaryota, Metazoa, Nematoda, Chromadorea, Rhabditida, Ancylostomatidae. The coding region runs from base 1 to 1596 and encodes 531 amino acids. The record is from RefSeq and is a predicted model, not a curated record. The transcript is spliced from 12 exons.